AUGCAGUUCGAACGCGCUGCUGGCACCGGUACUGCUACGGGGAAUCUACAAGCUCGAAUAGAAAGUGCCGGCGGACUUCGGUCGGUUGAGUGCAUCUGUGCGAGAGUGCUGGCGCUGCGGCGACAGCUUGAUGGGCCGCAACCGCAGAAGGGAGGUUCGACGCCGACGCUCCGUCUCUCGGGCAACGGACGCGUAGCCGGCAAGCGGACGUUCCGCCACUGCAAGCAGUCGAGAGAACUACCUGACCGACAGCAGAUGCCGGUGAGCGACCCAUCAUUGCUUCCUGCACCAAAGAACCUCCGUUGUGUACUUGUUCUGUGUCGACGCAUACUCAACUGCAGCCGAGGCAACACGUUCAACGCUGGAAAGCGCCGAGGCAAUCGUCGGGGUCACAGGCUUCGACGACCCCUUCCAGUGCCAUCUCCUCCGGCGGCCGACGCGGUGUCGGUCGACGUGCCUACCCCCACCCCGCCCGGUUGCCCGGGCCUGCUUUGCAAUCGAAACAAGUCGUGGACGGGCCAGACAGCGCGGACGACCGUCGCCGGAGCCGCAGAGAAGGAGGCGGCCGCGGGGCACGCCUUGUCCGCCGCCGAGACUCGAGGGGAGAAGGCGGCGGCUGAGAGGGCGGGAGAGGCUCUGAAAGCGUGGCGGGGUGGAGAACGCCAGAACGCGCCAGGCCGACGGCGGCCCGAAAUCUUGGCCCACCCGGCCCACAAGCGCACGGCUGCUGCGGGCAAGACCCCGCUACGCAACAAUGUCAACAAGACCGCGGCCGAGCGGGGCUCCUCGAGGUCCACCAAAGAGGGCAAGGCCGACGACGGGCCUCUUCCCCAGGACAGCAGAACACGGAGGCGACGACUACGGGCGGCGCCGUCUCCCCUGGCCUGCUCCUCACCACUGCGGAGGAGGACGGGCUAUUGGCGGACACCACCGCCACCCUCGGCAUUCCGGGAUUUUGAGCACUUACGGGGGCGUCGUCACCGCGCCAGCGUGCCUUCCGCGGCGUUCGCCUCCUCGGAAGCAGCCCAGGCCGAAGCUGACGCCAACGCUCGGCGCGUCGAGGACGCGGCCGACGCUCGAGAAUUGGCUGCGAUCCAAGCCGCCGAAGAAGCUUGCGCCGCUGAGCUAGCGGCUGGCCAAGCGGCCAUCGCCGACAAUGCCGCGGCAACUGCUUCGCUCGCGAACGAGGCGUCUUCCUUGUCGGCGGCUCAAGACCGCUUGACCAUGGUCCAGGCCAGCAACCGUCAGCGCCGGGAGCAGCGUGACAAGGACAAGGCGCGGCGCCAACGGGCCCGUGUUGCUGACCGCCAGAGCUACAGUAGCUACAGUAGCUGGUAUGGACGAUGCGUUGUCUGUUGUCCACGAUCCUGCUGUAGACAUUAAACCGUCGAUCAAGCUCGAGCACCGUGCCCUCGACGCACUUGUGCCAGUCGAUAAAAGUGCUUUACCGCUUUCCUCCACUGUUGCUCAUGCUCGCCAAGAAGCUGUUGAUGUCGUCCAAGCUGCAACGGAUGCCGCUCAUAUUGCUAGUGUACAACGUGCUUUCAUCACCCUCAACCUGGAAAAAGUUGAGCUUGUUGCCACCCUGCCGUUCCCCGUGUCAGUGUUGCCACCCUGCUUGUGCAUACCUAAAACUCUGAUCAGCUCGGUUAGGUCCGCAUUGUCUGACAUCUUGAUGUGCGAUGACCGCAGUCUGGGUGUGACGGAUGGUGAUUUUGUCCGUGGUUGGGAACAACCCCUCCAGAAGAAUCUUUUGGGGCGCGAUCACCCAUGACAGUCUCCCGACCUCGAACUUUCCAUCUCGAACUACUUUCAGCAAGCCGCCAGGAGUCGUUUUUGCGACUUGAGCAGUUCGGUGGAUCGACUGGAACUCAUUUUCCGGAUUAUCUGAGGGCUUUCGGUUUGUUGGUUUCGUCAGUUACUGCGUCUGAUCGUGUGUUGGCACCACGUGUGUCGAUGGUACUCGAGAUUGUUCGCAACUCUGUCAGUGAGCCGUUUCCGACUUUGGCUCCGGUGUUGUAUCCUGGCGAUUUGACUACUACGGUCACGCCUUUUGCCUCGAUAGCUGAUAUGUGGGAGGCGUUCGUGUCUCAGCAACUAAAAAAAAAACGAU
Ectocarpus sp. CCAP 1310/34 is the source of this 2113-nucleotide messenger RNA. The record is from the annotation of a GenBank genome assembly. Lineage: Eukaryota; Phaeophyceae; Ectocarpales; Ectocarpaceae.